AUGCAAAGCCUCAAUGCCCACCUGGCUUUCUACUUGGAUAAAGUGCAGGCAUUGGAGGAGGCCAGAGCUGACCUGGAGAAUAAGAUCUGGGAAAGGUAUGCCAAGCAGGGGCCCAAAUCCUCCCCAAAAGAUUACUCCUCCUAUUACGACGCUAUUGAGGGUCUCAAGAACCAGUUCCGUGCGCCCAGUAUCCACGGGGGCUCGGGCGGACGUGGCGUGUCGGUGUCCUCCGCCCGCUUCGUGUCCUCGUCCUCCUCCGGGGGCUACGGUGGAGGCUAUGGGGGCGCCCAGGCCGGGUCCGACGGGCUGCUGGUGGGCAACGAGAAGGUGACCAUGCAGAACCUCAACGACCGCCUGGCCUCCUACCUGGAGAAGGUGCGCGCCCUGGAGGCGGCCAACGGCGACCUGGAGGUGAAGAUCCGUGACUGGUACCAGAAGCAGGGGCCCGGGCCCGCGCGAGACUACAGCCGCUACUUCAAGACCAUCCAGGAGCUGCGGGACAAGAUACUUGGUGCCACCAUUGAGAACUCCAAGAUUGUCCUGCAGAUUGACAAUGCCCGUCUGGCUGCGGAUGACUUCCGAACCAAGUUUGAGACGGAGCAGGCCCUGCGCAUGAGCGUGGAGGCCGACAUCAACGGCCUGCGCAGGGUACUAGAUGAGCUGACCCUGGCCAGAGCCGACCUGGAGAUGCAGAUUGAAGGCCUGAAGGAAGAGCUAGCUUACCUGAAGAAGAACCAUGAGGAGGAAAUCAGUGCUCUAAGGGCCCAGGUGGGUGGCCAGGUCAGUGUGGAGGUGGAUUCCGCUCCGGGCAUUGACCUAGCCAAGAUCCUG
Molecule: messenger RNA, 831 nt
Organism: Hipposideros armiger (great roundleaf bat)
Lineage: Eukaryota; Metazoa; Chordata; Mammalia; Chiroptera; Hipposideridae
Gene: KRT19
Product: keratin 19
Exons: 5
Biological process (GO): epithelial cell differentiation; intermediate filament organization
Cellular component (GO): cytoskeleton
Molecular function (GO): structural molecule activity
Source: RefSeq, a predicted model, not a curated record